AUGGCAAACCAAACGCCGGCCGUUGUCAUGGACAACGGCACCGGUUUCUCGAAGCUUGGUUUCGCCGGUAACGACUCUCCCUCUUUCGUGUUCCCGACGGCGAUUGCAACAAAGUCCGGUGCAGGCAGCGCAGGUACCGGUGCUGGCCGGCCGUCUGUCGCGAACAAGCCGUCCUUCCUGACCGGCGGCGCCGGCCCUGGCGGUCACCUGCAGGCGAAGCGGGGUACGGAGGACCUGGACUACUUCAUCGGCGACGAGGCGAUUUCGGCGUCGUCCGGACCUGGCUAUGGCCUGCACUACCCUAUCCGGCACGGUCAGAUAGAAAACUGGGAUCACAUGGAGCGCUUCUGGUCCAACUCCAUUUUCAAGUACCUGCGCGUCGAGCCUGAGGACCACUACUUCCUUCUCACCGAGCCGCCCUUGAACCCGCCCGAGAACCGCGAAAACACGGCCGAGAUUUUCUUCGAGUCGUUCAACUGUGCCGGUCUCUACAUUGCUGUGCAGGCCGUGCUUGCGCUGGCAGCCUCGUGGACGUCGUCCAAGGUGACCGACCGUUCGCUUACGGGUACCGUCAUUGAUUCCGGUGACGGUGUCACGCACGUCAUCCCCGUCGCCGAGGGCUACGUCAUCGGCUCCUCGAUCAAGUCGAUUCCGAUUGCCGGUCGCGACAUUACAUACUUUGUGCAGUCCCUGCUGCGCGACCGCGGCGAGCCAGACUCGUCUCUCAAGACGGCCCAGGAGAUCAAGGAGGAGUACUGCUACGUGUGCCCGGACAUUGUCAAGGAGUUUGCGCGCUACGACCGGGACUCGUCGCGCUUUGCCAAGCAUGCCGCUGUCCUCGCGGGCGGCCGCAAGGUGUCGGUGGACGUUGGGUACGAGCGCUUCCUGGCGCCUGAGAUUUUCUUCAAUCCAGAGAUCUACAGCUCCGAUUUCCUCACCCCCCUGCCCGUGGUGGUGGACGGCGUGAUCCAGUCGUCGCCCAUCGACGUGCGGCGUGGUCUGUACAAGAACAUUGUGCUGUCCGGUGGCAGCACGCUGUACAAGGACUUUGGUCGGCGGCUGCAGCGCGACAUCAAGCAGCUCGUCGACGCGCGCAUCCGGGCAAGUGAGGUGCGCAGCCACGGCGCCAAGAGCGGUGGUCUGGAGGUCCAGGUCAUUACGCACAAGCGGCAGCGGCACGGCCCCUGGUUCGGUGGCAGCCUGCUCGGCCAGACGCCCGAGUUCCGGUCGUACUGCCACACGAAGGCUGAAUACGAAGAGUACGGACCUAGCAUUGUCCGGAGGUUUGCCCUUCUGGGUGGUCCCGGCGGCUCAUAA
Sporothrix brasiliensis 5110 is the source of this 1317-nucleotide messenger RNA. RefSeq lists its product as uncharacterized. Gene Ontology annotation, cellular component: actin cortical patch; Arp2/3 protein complex. The transcript has 6 exons. NCBI's taxonomy places the organism in Eukaryota, Fungi, Ascomycota, Sordariomycetes, Ophiostomatales, Ophiostomataceae. The record is from RefSeq and is a predicted model, not a curated record. The coding region runs from base 1 to 1317 and encodes 438 amino acids. Gene Ontology annotation, biological process: Arp2/3 complex-mediated actin nucleation. Gene Ontology annotation, molecular function: actin filament binding.